Crotalus tigris (Tiger rattlesnake) is the source of this 4588-nucleotide messenger RNA. RefSeq names its product putative P2Y purinoceptor 10. Gene Ontology annotation, cellular component: membrane. The transcript has 2 exons. The record is from RefSeq and is a predicted model, not a curated record. Bases 311 to 1405 code for a protein of 364 amino acids. Gene Ontology annotation, biological process: phospholipase C-activating G protein-coupled receptor signaling pathway; positive regulation of Rho protein signal transduction. NCBI's taxonomy places the organism in Eukaryota, Metazoa, Chordata, Lepidosauria, Squamata, Viperidae. Gene Ontology annotation, molecular function: G protein-coupled receptor activity.
UGUGACUGUAUUUUAAGUGGGGCAGAGAAACGAGAUCCAGGAUUUCCUCUUGUACAAUCACAGCUCUGGACCUUCCCUCGUCCUUCUGGAAAAACCUUUUGAGAGCCUGCUCAGCCUUGGAAAUUAUCACAAAGAGGUUGAAACUGCACGAGAACUCUUGUGACCGAAAUGAGCAAAACAUCAACGUUCAAAGGAAGCUUCUGUUGCCUUUCUGGCUUUCUGCGGUCAUCAUCACUUGAAGGAAUGCAAACUGCUAUGAGGGAUUUGCUCAGCCACCACUGUGCUCAGGAACUUCACUGACCAGACCGAGAUGCCGGCUGACAAUUCUUCUGAAAAUUGUUCUGAUCCUUCCAUGGGUUUCCAGGCCUCCUUAUAUGCAGCGACGUACGUGAUUAUUUUCAUCCCUGGUCUGGUGGGCAACAGCCUUGCUCUGUGGGUUUUGUGUUGCUUCAUCAAGAAGGAAAGCAAAGCAGCCAUUUUCAUGAUGAAUUUGGCCGCAGCUGAUCUGGCUCAUGUCCUCUCCUUGCCUUUGAGGAUGUACUACUAUAUCAACCACAGCUGGCCCUUUGGGAGCUUCCUCUGUCAAUUCUGCUUCUACCUGAAAUACCUCAACAUGUACGCCAGCAUCUGCUUCCUCACUUGCAUCAGCAUCCAAAGGUAUCUCUUUCUACUUCAUCCCUUCCGAACCAAAAGUUGGAAUUACAAACAUGAUGUUGCCGUAAGUGCUAUUGUCUGGAUCGUGGUGGGGGCUGCUUGCUUGCCCCUCCCAAUCCUGAGAAGUCCUAGCUUAACCAACAAUGCCAAUAGCUGCUUUGCUGAUCUUGGAGUCAAACAGUUAACAAGGGGAGCCUCCGUAACACUGAUGGUGGUAGCUGAGCUCUCUGGAUUUCUGCUCCCUCUUGUAAUAAUCCUUUACUGCACGUGGAAGAUGAGGCAGUCCCUGCAGGAUCCUGAAGCUCCAUUGCAACAGGCUGAUGAGAGGCGGAAAGCUUGGCGUCUGAUCUUGGGCUGUGCGGCCGUCUUCUUCAUCUGCUUCACCCCCUACCAUGUGAACCUCCCGAUCUUUAUGAUGGUCAAACAAGGUGUCUUUGGAAGCUGCUUGGUCCGUCACCAAGUUCUGAAUUUCCACUCCAUUUCUUUGUGCCUUGCAAGCCUGAAUUGCUGCUUGGAUCCAAUUCUCUACUAUUUCAUGACAUCAGAAUUUCAGCAAAGGCUAUUCCGACACAGCGGGGCUGCCUUCCUGCACCGGUUCAUCCGUUUAGACAACAUCAGGACUGCCGUUUCCACUGCCAAAGAGCAGGAGGAGGUUGGGAAGAGAAGCGAAAAUGUUUUAAUGGCCUAUUUCCGAUCCUUUCGGCCUCAAAGACUUGAAAAUGACUCCUCUAUCUUCUUAGCUAAUCAAUGAUACGUAGAGGUCCAUAUCGGAAGAUCUCCCAUUGUUUGAUUCCUCAAGUCUUGAUGAUUCUCGGCUGGAUUUAUGGACUUGGAUCUGCUGAAAAUGAUUGUGUUGGGUUGGUGAUGGGUGAGAUGUAAGUUCUACUCAGGAUGAUUCACAACAGAUGUUCCAUACGGCCACUGCUUGAUGGAACAACUAAUGAAUUAAGUUCUGGAACCAACCUGUUUCUUGAAGUAGGAACCAAACCGUUUAUGAUGCGUGUCCUACCGCCACAGAUAAUAUGAGACCCCAGAGCUUUUGUUUUGCAACAAAUCUUAAAAAUGAAUCAGGUGAGGGCCAGAGAAGCUAUGAGGUCCUCAAGGGGAAAGCCAUGAGCACAUUGGAGCCACAGACAUCUGAAGAGCAAUGUUAAUUUCUUUGAACCUCAAGAAAACAUUAUCAGAUUAGAUAUGUGGUUUAUUUGUUUUUUUACUGGGCAAAAUGCUUUAGGGACGGAAAAGAACAUCAUCCUAUAUAACAGACAGAGUUUAAGAAAUAGGCUCUGUCAAAUUGCUUACAUGAAUUUAAUGGUUUCAGAUCUAUCAGACAGAUAAGAGAGAUCAAAGUAGAAAGGAGAUUAUUUCCAUUGCUUUUUGAAAUUUGUGGUGCAGUUUGUAACUUGAAAAAAAAAAAUAAUCUGGGGAAAGGCAUACAGAUAUAAAAGGCAUAUAGAAAAAAGCUUAUGAAGGAGAAAAACAUAUCACCACCCCCAGAGCCACUAUAUGCUUUCAGGGAAAUAGGCACAGAACGCAUAAAACUGGGCAAACAUUUUCUGAACAUCUGUAAAUGGUCACCACGAUGAGGAAUUUAGGGGAAAUGAAAUGGGCCAUUUCUGGUUUUUUUUUUGUCACCAUUGUUAGCAAAUAAAAAAAAUCUCAUUAUAAUGUCCUGAGGGAUCAGUGGUAAGAAAUUAAUCAGUGGAACAGCCUGCCUCCAGAAGCAGUAAAUGCUCCAACACUGGAAGUUUUUAAGAAGAGACUGGACAGCCAUUUGUCCGAAAUGGUGUAGGGUUUCCUGCCUGAGCAGGGGUUGGACUCGAUGACCUCCAAGGUCCCUUCCAACUUUACUACUACUACUACUAUUAUUAUUAUUAUUAAAUACAGAACCCAAACUAAGUAUCUGUGGAGAUCCUCAGUCAUCCAGAUCAUAGUUGUCUUUUUUUCUUCAAAAGGCAACUGGACUGGUUUUUUUUCCCCUUGAGGAAGAAGAGAAAGUCCACAUUUUGGAUAGAGAGGAUCGUUGGUUUGAAAGAGGGGUAACAGAAUCCAUCGGUGUUAGAAUUGAAUGCCACCCAUCUCCAGUCUACAAUGCAGAACUUACAGUAGUUCCAAGAAGAUUUCACAACUAAUUUCAUCUAGUUCAGGUGACCCUGAGGGCACAGAUAAACCCCCCAAGUGUCCUCAAAAGCUCUCAGGGAGAGUAUUAACAACCAGAUGACUGCGAAGAAAUAUAAUUCUUCCAUCCCUCACCAUCCUAUCAGAACCUAUUCUUAUAUCCCCCCACCAUCCAAUCUUAACUCUCAGUACCUAUCCUUCCACCCUCUCUCUCUCACACACACACACACACACACACACACACACACACACACCUCCAUCAGAACUGAUGAAGCUUCUUGGAUGAGAAGCAAAAUAUUUUCUCUUCUUCCUCAAGGAAAAAAAAACAAUUCAAUUGCCUUUUGAAGGAAAAAGCACCUUUGAGACCACCCAAACUAAACCGUUUGUUUCAUUCAUUAAUCAGGAAUUCACCAUCCCUUUAAAGGGUGAUCCUAUAUGAAACGGGACUAUUUUAAUACACUGUAUUUUGCCCCUUUGCCAGGAGGUUGAAAAGGUUAACGUGUAAAAACUGGAAAUGCUGGGUGGAGAGGAAGGUAAAUUGUCUUGGGAGAAACAGAACCCUUAUCAAAAUUCUGCUCUCCUCUUGAUUAAGAUGUUUUCUUUUCUUUUCGUAUGUACAAAGGCAAGUGGAAAGCUAUAGUGGGUUUGGAUUGCGUUCUUGGAAAAAGAAAUCAGAAAAUCAGAAAGGAGUUUACAGGCAAACCAGAUGCCAGAAAAAGAAGGAGAGACUAAGUCAAACUUGCCAGUGGAUAAAUUCAGUCAUUCCAGUCUGCUACACCACAAAUCUAUGAGGACAGGGGUCCCUAACCUCUGGGCCCUGGACAGCCCACAAUCUGCCAGGAACCCCAGUGUGCAAUAAAGUGAACCUCAUCCAUGCAUGUGGAGGAUGCAGGCAGCACACAAACACACACACACACACAGUCUGUGGAAAAACCACCCUCCGUGGAACCAGUCCCUGGCACCCAAAAGGUUGAAGACUGCUGUGUUAGGACUACAUUUUCUCCCAAUUUGGAGAAAGGUGGCCACUAAGUCUGGAUUGACAUCAAAAUAGGUGGUACUGGUGAGAUUAUUUAACAUAACUUAUUGUUACAACUGAACGUGAGCCAGUUUGGUGUAAUGGUUAAGGCACCAGGCUAGAAAACCAGGAGACCAUGAGUUCUAGUCCUGCCUUGGGCACAAAGCCAGCUGGGGUGACUCUGGGCCAGCCACUUUCUUUCAACCCUAGGAAGGAGGCAAUGGAAAGCCACUUCUGAAAAACCUUGCUAAGAAAACUGCAGGGACUUGUCCAAAUAUUUUUAAAGUUGUAAGCCGCCCAGUUACCCUGAAGUAAGAUAGGUGACCAAUACAUUUUACAAACAAACACAAAAAUAAAUAGUCUCAGAGAAUUGGGCGUGGUUGAAUGGAAAGGGAAAAAAAAGAGUAGAUUCAAGCUUCUCAAAGCAACAUAGCCUCCAAUGCCCACACACCUCACAAUUUGGCAAUGCAGUUUAUACCUAAACAUGUACAUUAGGAAAAAGAUAAGAGAGAUGGUCAAAACAUAUUUACAGACAUGCAUGUGUUAAGCAAACUCGCACUCAUACAGUUGCAAAAAUGUAUAUGAAUGUACAGGGGGUCUUUUAGGGGAAAAAAAUUACAGUGGAAACAUUUGCCCCGGGAACCUAAAUUUAGACGAGUGGUUCUUCUUGAAUCAUUUCAAAACUGCUUUUAUGGUUUACUGCUAAACGGAAGAAGGAGUGAAAAGGGGAAUCUGAAUUCUUAAAAGACAGGAAAUGUAUCUUUAAUGACCAUUUUACAAAACAUGUAAUAAAACAGAAAUUCA